AUGGCAGUUCCGACAAUUGAGUUGGGUUCGGGUGCAACUAGGGUUUCGGGUGCGAAUCGCGGAGUAGCGGUGCUAGAUUUCAUCUUGAGGCUGGUCGCCAUCGUCGCAACCCUAGCUAGUGCUAUAGCUAUGGGCACCACCAACGAGUCUCUUCCUUUUUUUACCCAAUUCAUCCGGUUCCGAGCCAAGUAUAGCGACCUUCCGACCUUCACGUUUUUUGUAGCGGCGAAUUCAAUAGUGUGUGGCUACUUAAUUCUCUCCCUAGCUCUAUCCGUCUCCCACAUCAUGUGUGGGGCCGCAGAGAAGAGCAGAGUCGUUUUGAUAUUUUUCGAUGCGGCAAUGCUGGCUCUGUUGACGUCGGCAGCCUCAGCGGCCGCAGCCAUCGUGUACCUGGCGCACAAGGGAAACACGAGGGCUAACUGGUUCGCCAUAUGCCAGCAGUUCAACUCUUUCUGCGAGCGGAUAUCGGGCUCCUUAAUCGGAUCCUUCGGAGGGAUCAUCGUCUUCAUACUCUUGAUCUUGAUGUCGGCCUUCACCUUGUCGCGACGCUCUUAAAUCAUCUUCAUUUAUAUGAAUGUGUGUGUAAAUGUAAAUGUGUUUAA
Molecule: messenger RNA, 602 nt
Organism: Salvia splendens (bonfire salvia)
Lineage: Eukaryota; Viridiplantae; Streptophyta; Magnoliopsida; Lamiales; Lamiaceae
Product: casparian strip membrane protein 1
Exons: 3
Coding region: 1-555 (184 amino acids)
Source: RefSeq, a predicted model, not a curated record